AUGACACUCCGAAAAGGAGAGAAAACGACCAUAAGUAUCCAGGAGCACAUGGCUAUCGACGUCUGCCCCGGCCCCAUCAAACCCAUCAAGCAGAUUUCAGAUUACUUCCCCCGCUUCCCCCGCGGGCUCCCCGCUGCCGUCGGCCGCAGCGGUACGUUGCGUCCUGCGGUCAGUCAGCCCUCGGUCGGCCCCGCCGAGACGCCCCGUGAGGAUGACGAGGAUGUGGACCAGCUCUUUGGGGCGUAUGGCACAACGCCCGCCCCGCCGCCAGCCAAGUGCCCUCCAGCCGAGGAGGCGGUGGAUCCGGAAGGCUACGAGUCCGACGACUGCACUGCUCUGGGGACACUGGAUUUCAGCUUGCUCUAUGACCAAGAGAACAACGCCCUGCACUGCACCAUCAACAAGGCCAAGGGCCUGAAGCCAAUGGAUCACAACGGUUUGGCUGACCCCUAUGUCAAGCUGCACUUGCUUCCCGGGGCCAGCAAGGCAAAUAAGCUGCGGACCAAAACGCUGCGCAACACUCUGAACCCCACCUGGAAUGAGACCCUCACCUACUACGGCAUCACCGACGAGGACAUGAUCCGCAAAACGCUGCGGAUUUCUGUCUGUGAUGAGGACAAGUUCCGCCACAACGAGUUCAUCGGGGAGACGCGGAUCCCACUGAAGAAGCUGAAGCCCAACCAGACCAAAAACUUCAGCAUCUGCCUGGAGAAGCAGCUGCCGAUAGACAAAACAGAGGACAAGUCGCUGGAGGAGCGCGGCCGGAUCCUCAUCUCCCUCAAGUACAGCUCGCAGAAGCAGGGCCUGCUGGUGGGCAUCAUCCGCUGCGCCCACCUGGCUGCCAUGGAUGCCAAUGGAUACUCAGACCCCUAUGUCAAGACUUAUUUGAAGCCAGAUGAGGACAAGAAGUCAAAGCAUAAGACGGCAGUGAAGAAGAAGACUCUGAACCCUGAAUUUAAUGAGGAGUUCUGCUAUGAGAUAAAGCAUGGUGACCUGGCCAAAAAGACAUUAGAAGUCACAGUGUGGGACUACGACAUCGGGAAAUCAAAUGACUUCAUAGGUGGAGUCGUGCUAGGGAUCAACGCCAAAGGCGAGCGGCUGAAGCACUGGUUUGACUGCCUGAAGAACAAGGACAAGAAAAUCGAGCGCUGGCACACGCUGACAAACGAGCUGCCGGGGGCCGUCCUCAGCGACUGAGCACCCCGCACUGCUGGGCUCACAGGGCUGCAGGGCACAGCUCCGUGCUGGAGA
Molecule: messenger RNA, 1251 nt
Organism: Centrocercus urophasianus (Greater sage-grouse)
Lineage: Eukaryota; Metazoa; Chordata; Aves; Galliformes; Phasianidae
Gene: DOC2B
Product: double C2 domain beta
Exons: 9
Coding region: 1-1197 (398 amino acids)
Cellular component (GO): membrane
Source: RefSeq, a predicted model, not a curated record